UUUUACGAUGCCUUCAUGUCGGCCAUUAGAAUCCUACAAACUGUUUUGGCCGUAAACAAAAAUGACAAGUCACCGAAUUGGUGUUAACCUUAGGGUUUCUGGAAACUGUGAUCAAGGUGCUAGAAAGUAUAUGGAAGAUAAUCAUGUUAUUAAAUUCCUUAAAAAAGAUACGGAUGAUUAUGAAUUUGCGUAUUUCGGUAUUUUUGACGGACACGGCGGUCCUGAAGCAUCAGUUUUCUGCAGAGACAAUCUACUGAACGAAAUCACUAAAUUCGAUGGCUUUUGGACAGACGACGACGACGAAGUUCUUACAGCAAUCAGAAAAGGAUUUUUGGAUACGCAUCAUGCAAUGUGGAAUGUUCUCGAUUCCUGGCCCAAGACUGUCACAGGACUUCCAAGUACUGCAGGUACUACUGCAACAAUAGCAAUUAUAAAACAAGGAAAACUUUACACUGGUCAUGUUGGAGACUCAGCUUUAGUCCUUGGUGAAAAUGAUGAAUAUGGAAGUGGCCCAUUUCCAGUCCAGGCUAUUUGUAUUACAAAGGAACACAAGCCUGAUGAUCCAGAUGAAAGAUUGCGCAUUGAAGAUGCUGGUGGUGAAGUUAUCAACAAAAGUGGUGUUCCACGUGUGGUGUGGAGCAGACCAAAAACUAAUCACAAAGGUCCUGUAAGGAGAAGUACACAAAUAGACCAGAUACCUUUUCUUGCAGUGGCCAGGUCAUUGGGUGACUUGUGGAGCUAUGAUUAUUAUACAGAAACUUAUGUUGUAUCUCCUGAUCCUGAUGUUGCUGUGUUAAAGCUGGAUCCCAAUAAACAUCGUUGUCUUAUCUUGGCUUCUGAUGGCUUGUGGAAUAUGUUGACCCCUGAAGAAUCAGUUAAUAUGGUCAUGGACCUAGAGACACAGUUUGAACAGAAAAUAAUCAAUGAUCCUAAUGUUGCUGUCAGUUUUUGGAGUAAUCCAGCCGAACGUUUAGUUUCCCGUGCACUCAACAAAUGGAGAUCUAAAGCCCUCAAGGCCGAUAAUACAUCUUGUGUUGUUGUCCUCAUUGACCCCCUCGGACCAUCCAAGUUGACCCUGCUAAAACGCAAACGUCAAGAGCUGCUUUCUGGCGGAGAAAUUACCAACUGUCAAAUCAACAAAAUGCCUAGACUUCCCACUGAAUUAGAUCAGAGAGGAAAAUCUCGUAACAAAAAUGCUAAUUGUAGUUUAAGUGACAGUCACAUCCGUGUAACUGAUGAUUCUAUAAUCCAGUCUGCUGUUGAACACAUGAUGCGCCGGUCAUUUAUUGCCGGGCCUAAGCCAGAGGACAGUUGUAAUGAAAGUGUCAACGACAGUGUUCAAUACAUACCUAAAGCUCUGUCUCGUUGGAACAAAACAGAUGUCAGACAGGGUAAUCAGUCACAUCUAAAUCGGACUAAUCAAAGUCCCACCAACAGCCAUAAAAAAUCAGGCUCACCUGUCUUCACCAAGCUGGUUAUCCCCAACAAACCCAACUAUAGUGUUACCUCAAAGGGUAAACAUUGCACCAAAAAUCCAUGUGAAUUAACGGAAGAACAUGUUAAUGAGAUUAAAAAACCUGGAGAGACGGAAGAGUCUGACUCAGAACCUGAUAGGCCUAUACCUCAACCUCCACCAUGCACACCAUGCUCAGUUAAAGACCUGGACAGAAGCAACGAAAGUGACGGAGAAAAUUCAUCCCGCAGCUCAGCUAAUGUAACUGAUAAGGCUUUUUCUCUUGCUUCAGAUGAGAGCAUAGAGUCUCCCAGUUCAUCUUUUAGAGAAGGUAGCCAUCCACCAACGCCACACAGUGCUCCAGCCAAACUUUCCUCCACUAGAAGCCGCAGGGGACACAUCUCCAAAAGUGCGCAGCGCAAGUUGGCAAGGAGUGGAAGAAAGUUGCAGCCUCCAUCCAGGUCAAAGACCAAACUCUCAGCCUCUAUGGUGAAAUCAGGAAUUGUAUCUAAUUCAUCUGUCCUGACAACAACACUGGAAAACAGAAAUUCUGUUUCUAGUGGAGAGAAAGUUGACAUUACCAAAGCUGUUGAAAAAGCAAUAUCUGCGCAGUCUGAUAAAUCACCUCUCAAAAGAGUGUUGAACACUUCCAAGAGUAUGAAUGAUGUGGCCACGCCCAAGGACAAAAGAGAGGUCACACGCACUGUGUCUUGUACUGGUCUAACUCCUGAGAUGAGCUUUCUCUUGUCCAAAAAAACAAAAUCAACCUAUGUCUCCAGUGCUAAAUCUGGAGACAUAGCUAGUCAUUUGUUUCAUUCAUUCAUGGCUGCUGAUAUGGCUACUGCUGCUUCUUCUAUUCAAUCACGCAAAGAGCUGGCUAUGAUUGUUGAUGACUUAAAUGAAGCUGACUUGUCUUCCAUUCCUCCUAUUGACCCACUGAAACAGCUUAACAAAACAGGACCAAUUAAAAAACAUGGCUCCAAGAGGUGGGGAAACUUCUUGCGUGCAUCUAAAAUUGGUAUUGACCACAUGUUUCAUCGUAAAGAUCACAGCUCUGGGCCAUGUAAAUUGGCUACAACUUCAACAGGGAAAUUGGAACGCAGCAUUACAAAAGUUGUAACCAGCAAAAGCACAUCUGUUUCAACAUCCAAGCUCUCAGACCUAAACCAUCAUCUUCCUGAUAUCACGGUCAGUCACUUAACUGACCUGACAACACUGUCAGCCCUAUCAGCAGAGGACAGUGUGUAUGAUGGUGACAUGACAGAAGCCCAGCAUAGUAUCUUGUCUGCAGCUGACCUGACCUCCGCUCACAGUAUGCUAGAAGAGGGAAAGGUUAAAAACAGGAAAGGAUUUCUGCAGAAGACACGGGUCACAUUGAGGAGAGCUAGAAAGGCAGCUAAGAAAGCAUUUUUUCCUGAAAACCAUCGGCUCUUCAAUCACAAAACCUCAGGGGCCAAGAGAAAGAGUGAUGAAUUUUUACCUACACCCGAUUUGAAAAGGCGAAGACAACUUGAAGCAAAAUAAAGCAGACUGGUGUCAAACAGUUUUAACGUCCAAUCUUUUUAAGUUUUAAUAAAAGAACUAAUAUCCUGAAGACUGAUGUACAAGGUUUCAUUUAGCAUAUUAUAUUUUAUAUUUUUACCAGACUGAAAUUUUUAUACUGUUUAUUACAAACAAACCAAUAUAGUUUUAAUUGGGCUGGUCAAAAAAUGAACUUUUAAAAAAAAAAAUUGUAAUACUUGUGCAAUAUAGUGGGCGACUCUUGAAGCUGGAGUGGCUUAGGGCAGAUUUUUCAUCUUUGUUCAAUCUUCAUGUAGUUUUGUAGGCAAACAUUUUAAAUCUAAGGUCAUCUAAUGUGUACAUAAACUUGUUUUCCUUAUAUUUAUUGCAUUGCUAUCAAAGAUUAUUUUGUUAGUAUCAAAUUAAUAUUUUGAUUAAAAUGUGCAUUCUUUCAUUGGCAGCAAACACGCAUUUCUUAAUUUAUUAAAAAGAAUUAAUAAAUACUAAUACAUUUUUUUUCAAAUGAUAUAGAUUCCAUGGAUGCAUUGUUGUUUGUUUACCUUUACAACAAACUGAAUGCUUUAAGCUUUUUAAAAAAGUAACAAAUCAAGGCAGUUCAGCAUUAUUCUCAGAAACAAAAGAUAAAAUGGUUCAUUAUUGAAAUCAAUAACUUUCAGCUAAAUUUUGAAAUAUUGCUUAGUAGCUUAACUUGCACAGGCUUACAUGCAUUUGUUUACCAUAUAUUCCUAAAUUGAUUUUCCUUUUUGUGUGGUAAUAUGCUGGUUACAUUUAUUACUGAAUUUUAAUGUUCAUGUCAAGGCAUUUUCACUACUGAAAUCCUUUACUCUUACCCUAUAACCAGAGGUGUAUUUUUCCCUAGGGAAUUUUUAUUUCAGUAAACUUGUUUCCUGCUGUGUGUGAAUAUUUAUACAUUUUUUUAUACCCCAAGUUGCUGGAUUGAAAUAAAACUGAAGCCUAUUCAUUCUGCUGUAGGAAUUUAAUAACCUUCAAGUAACAUGAUUAAUAAACAUAUAUUUAAGUUUCAACAAAUUAUCAAUGCAAUUGUAUUAGGUAUAUUCUCCUUGGUUGAUACUGCAGUGGUUUCACAGUAAUCAAAACAAAAAACCCAUGUAUUUUAGUUAUACCCCUACAAGUUUUACAUAUAAAUCCAGCUCUGCAGCUGCUUUAAAAUGUGUUCACAAAAAAAAAAAUAAAGAUUUGAACCA
This is a messenger RNA of Physella acuta, 4179 nucleotides long. RefSeq lists its product as uncharacterized. Lineage: Eukaryota; Metazoa; Mollusca; Gastropoda; Physidae. The record is from RefSeq and is a predicted model, not a curated record. Gene Ontology annotation, molecular function: cation binding; protein serine/threonine phosphatase activity. Gene Ontology annotation, biological process: protein dephosphorylation.